AUGUCGACCGGACUGGAUAUUCCUCAGACCGGGCUGUCUCUCCACCUCGGAGAUCAGUCCGGUGAUCUUUCUGUCAAGCCAAAUCAGAUCAUGCGGUUGAAUCUGGUGCAGAGCACCCUCGAUGAUCUGAUUCAGAGCCUACGGAAGGAUCAACCCGCUCGAGUCCGGCUGGGAAAACACCCUUCACUUCACUAUGGGGGAAAAUCUCAAACGUUCCAUGCCUAUCCCGAAACCCACCGAUCUGAGAUCUACCAUAGCUCAUCCGAUAAAGAGUCACUCUAUUUCACAGGGGUUUUAAGUCAUAGUCUCGAGGUUGAAAAGGCUAAAAAUGCUACCGCCGCCACCGAUCAGGCGCUGGCAGAGUUAGAGGAGAAAUUAAAUGCUCACGAGAGAGGGAAGGAGUCGAAGAAGACUCACCUAAUCUCGCAUCCAGAUGAGCUGAAGGCUCUCCGGGGCAGCAAGUCAGGCUACAAAGGUCCCACCACCAGAGUCGAACUUGAGAAAGAUCGUUUCCUCAAAACUGCUGCCAAUCGCUCUCUCACUGCAAGUCCGAUCUUGGGUGCCCCCAAGUUCCCCUUCAUUCACCUUCUCGCCGUUCGCGCCGUAUCGGCCAAGUUCCUUGCCCGCCAAACUCGCUCCACCAUCGAAGACUGCACCGCCCUCGGCGAGAAAUUCGGCGUUUUGAACCGAAUCAACCCCGAGAAAUAUGAUCUCAAGGACAAAGUCUACAAGGAUCUUGAUUUGUUUGGCUUCAAUUACACAGAGGAGGACCGAAAGGAAGCCAUUGAGAACUCUAUUUCUGCCUUUGAUCGCAUGCGCAUCUCUCGAUCCGACAAACUUUGGCAAACACUUCUUCCCAAGUCUGAACGAGGCAAGGGAAAGUGCCUGUCGCGUUUGAACCUCCGCACUGGCCCGCCCCAGAAACCCGCCCCACUCGCCAAAUCCAACGGAGAGGACUCGGGCAAGGACAAUGAGACCGAUCGCGCCACAAAGGGUUCCAAGACUACUUCGACCGCGCAAAAGGCUCGCGACAAGGACCCGACCAAGCGACCCACCAAAACCAAGAAUACCAACAGCACCCUCACCGGACGGGUUACGAAGAAGACUGGUGGGAAGGCACCAGUCAAAGUCGACAGCAAGAUCAAGUCCGCGGAAUUCGUCCACAGUUCGGACGAUGAUGACGAUACCGACAUGCCUGAUAUCCCCCCUGCUGCCCCCACUCCCACUCCCGCGCCUGCAGCCAAGCCGCAACCGAAGGAACACAAGCGGACUCCGUCCAAUUCGAAGCCCCCAGCACCGAAAAUCAAGGCACCGGCCAAGCCUCGCACCGCUGAAACAGCUCCUACUCCUGCUCCCAAGGCCAAACCUGAGGCAUCGAAGCCUAAGCUUGAACCAUCCAAACCAGUCAGCAAGGUCACAUCUUCCAAGCGUCCUCCCUCUCGACCCUCUACUUCACCGCAGAAGCCUAGCAACCGCAGCCGGGCUGACAGCCAGAAUCAAUCCUCUGGUUCAUCCUCGUCUUCGCCUCUCAUCUCCCAGCUGGCCAAACCCGCCAAGGUGGGGCGUGCAGCCCCUGCUGCUACCAAAUCUGGCAAAAGUACUCCCCAGCCCAACGGUAUUACGAAGGCCACCCCCGCUACCACCAACAAGUUGAAGCGCAAGGCCGAGUCCGAUUCAUUAUCCGUUCCCCAGGCAGGACGUCCUAGUGCAAACUUGGAAGCCAAGCGGCGCCGAGCGGUCAGCUCCUCUAGCGGUGGCAGCACCGGCAGCGCGUCUCCACCAAUGAGCUACGAGAUUCUGAGACAGCAGCUGCGGGAGAAGUCUCAGAAAUUCAAGAACUUUUACACCAAAUACCGCAACUUGCAUGACUCCCUUGCAGCACUCACCAACCCGCCCCAGGUGGACCUUGACAAGCUGCAAAAGCAGCACAUUCAUCUGCAACGCAUGAAGAAGGAAAUCUGGGAGGAAGAUCGGCAGCUUCGCGAAGGCCUUCAUUCGUAA
This is a messenger RNA of Penicillium mononematosum, 2001 nucleotides long. RefSeq lists its product as uncharacterized. NCBI's taxonomy places the organism in Eukaryota, Fungi, Ascomycota, Eurotiomycetes, Eurotiales, Aspergillaceae. The record is from RefSeq and is a predicted model, not a curated record. Bases 1 to 2001 code for a protein of 666 amino acids. The transcript has 3 exons.